Molecule: messenger RNA, 633 nt
Organism: [Torrubiella] hemipterigena
Lineage: Eukaryota; Fungi; Ascomycota; Sordariomycetes; Hypocreales; Clavicipitaceae
Source: the annotation of a GenBank genome assembly
AUGCGUACAAACACUCUCUUCUUCGCCCUUCUUCUAUCUGCGACUACAGCUCUCUGCGGCGCCCCUGUCGAGAGUGGCCCAUGGGUAGAGGACACGCCAAAUUUUGCACUUCAUCAGUGCGCUGGAGGAAAAGUCAACGGUGAUACAUUUGAAUUACCAAAGUCUCCGAACGGCAGCACCUCUGGGCCAGGCUGUGGCAAUGGGCACCUGCGUGCAGAGCGCCGUUACAAUGACAACUACUCCUCUGGUGUCCACCAAUUCAGUGGGGAGUUCAAAAUCAAUUCCAUGUCGGGUAGCCGUAUUUGCCUGAAGCAGACCUUCAAUGGCAGUGGUGGAGGUAAUGGCGGUCCGUACUUCUUGUUGGCUGUUGAGAAGGGUGGUGAUUUGUACAAGGUGGGAGGCACUCCUAUUGCUAAAGGUGUUGCUACCAUCGGCGCAACUGUGCGGGUGAAUACAGUACAUGAUGUAGCGAAACGUCGUCUGAGCCUGUAUAUUAACGGCAAGGAGAUGUAUCGCGACGAUAAUGCGCCCAAGGGAAGCUUCUACGACAAGAUCGGAACGUAUGCUACGGAUAGUGGCACUGGGGCUAUUAGUGUUACUUGGAGCGAUGUUCAGUUCUGGCACAAAGGAUAA